AUGAGCGGUAUGGAUCUUAGACCCUCAACAGAUAUUGAGAUGGCAAGCCAUACGCCUCCACUCCCUCCUGCAUCCAAAGUGUCGCAGACGGCGGGCCCUGAUGUUCCGUUGUCGGCUGCACAGGUCGAUGUGCUUCAAGUGAUAGAGAGGCGGAGAGGCGUGGCCACUACCAUUCGCCAGUAUAUUGUCAUUGUUGCACUGUUUUUGUCCCUGUUCGCCGCUGCCCUUGACGUUACCAUCAUUGCAACGGCCGCGCCAACGAUCAGCGAGGAGCUCGCUUCUGCAGUCGGGUACACCUGGAUUGGAGCUUCCUUCCUGCUGGCAAACGUUACGACUAGCGCAAUCUGGGUGAAGCUCUCCGAUAUCUGGGGUAGGAAAGUCAUUCUUAUUGUGCUGCUGGCCUGGUUUGCGCUAUCCUCGGUAGUGUGCGCAACCGCAAAGACGAUCGAAAUGCUCAUUGUUGGUAGAGCUUUCCAGGGGGCGGCAAGCGGCGGGCUCAUCGUGCUGGUACAUGUUUGCAUCAGCGAUCUUUUCAGCUUAAGACAAAGAAGUCUACUUCUCGGUCUUACAGAGGGCGUUUGGGCCUUGGCCGGGGGCAUCGGUCCGGUCCUAGGCGGCGCAUUCUCGUCAUUGGCCUCGUGGCGCUGGUGCUUCUGGAUUAACCUUCCCAUCUCGGGCCUGGCAGGUGCCAUAAUCUUCCUGUUUCUAGAUAUCGAGCACGAAUACACUUCGUUUGUCGAUGGCGUCAAAGCUAUAGAUUGGCUUGGCAUAAUGACGUUUCUUGGAUGCAGCGUCAUGCUACUGCUCGGCUUAGACUUUGGCGGUGAUCUAUUCCCUUGGAAUUCUGCUAAAGUCAUCGCUUUAUUGGUUGUUGGCGGCGUUCUGGUCUUUGCAUUUGUGUACAGCGAAGUGAAGAUUGCAGAGCAUCCGCUCAUUCCGAUGCAUAUUUUCACCAAGAUGACGAACAACGCAGUGCUUCUGUUAGCAUUCUUUCACGGCUUUGUCUUUAUCAGUGGCGAGUACUACAUGCCAUUAUUUCUACAGUCCGUAUUCGAGGCUACGCCCCUUCAAUCCGGACUCCUUCUUCUCCCCUUUAUUGUCAUGACUGCACUUUCGGGAAUCCUGUGUGGCGUGAUCAUCCAUCGUACCGGUAGCUUCCGGGAGCUCCUAUGGGCAGGUUCAAUCUGCCUUUGUGUCGGAUAUGGACUUUUCGUUUCGUUCACCACGCAAGCGAGUACAGCUCAGAUUGUUGGAUAUCAACUUAUCGGCGGCGUAGGCUCAGGCCUGCUCUUUGAGACGCCAAUCAUUGCUAUCCAGAGCCAUGUCAAGCAAGAGAAUGUUGCAACUGCCACAGCUACGCUCAGCUUUAUCAGAAAUGUUGGAAUCACGCUUUCUGUCGUGGUUGGCGGCAGUCUUUUUCAGAGUUCUAUGAACCAACGUGUUGACUACCUCCGCUCCGCCGGCCUCUCUGCCAAACUCCUCGCCAAUUUUGCUGGAGAUAGCGCAAUGGCGAAUGUUCUCACAGUAAGAACUAUAGAAAAUGACGCCUGGAAGACCGCGGUGAAGGAGGCGUUUUGCUGGUCUAUGAGGAACAUGUGGAUCCUCUAUACCGCUGUGGCAUUUUUGGGAAUCGUAGCAGGCCUUUUCGUCAAGAAGAGUGACUUGAGUACGGAACACACAGUCACAGUCACAGGUCUCAAGAAGACUCCGCGCAGCGAAUUAAGACCACCUGGCACCGAAUUGUCAGCAUAG
Molecule: messenger RNA, 1752 nt
Organism: Neoarthrinium moseri
Lineage: Eukaryota; Fungi; Ascomycota; Sordariomycetes; Amphisphaeriales; Apiosporaceae
Exons: 4
Coding region: 1-1752 (583 amino acids)
Biological process (GO): transmembrane transport
Molecular function (GO): transmembrane transporter activity
Source: RefSeq, a predicted model, not a curated record